CCACGCGAGUCUUCGUUCAUUCCCUCGCCGCCGCCGCCGCCGCCGCCGCCGCCGGCGAAAUGCUCCGCUUCCGCAGCUGCAUCCUCCUCACCCGUCUCCUCUCUUCUCCCACCGCCUCUCCCUCUCAAGGAUCCUCUCUCCGCCGCCUCCUCGCCGCCGCCGCUGCCCCCCGCAUUUCACCGAACCCUAGGUUCGCCGUCGAGGACUACCUCGUCUCCACCUGCUGCCUCAGCCGUGCCCAGGCACUCAAGGCCUACGCCAAGCUCUCCCACCUCAAGUCCCCCGCCAAGCCCGACGCCGUCCUCGCCUUCCUCGCCGGCCUCGGCCUCUCCGCCGCCGAUGUGGCGGCCCUCGUCGCCAGGGACCCGCAGUUCCUCUGCGCCAAAGUGGAGACGACCCUGUCCCCCAAUGUCGCGGGGCUCACCAGCAUCGGCCUGUCAAAUGCUGAGAUCGCGCGACUCGUCUCGCUCGCCCCCGGCUACUUCCGCAACAGAUCGGUCGUCUCCAAGCUAGAGUACUACCUGCCGCUCUUCGGUUCCACCGGCGACUUGUUCCGGGCGCUGAAAUACGCCUACAGCUUGCUCGGCUCUGACCUCGAGAGGGUGGUCAAGCCCAAUGUCAAUCUCCUAGCAGAGUGCGGGCUAGGUGCUUGUGAUAUUGCCAAGCUCAUCAUCGGUGCGCCGAGGAUGUUUAGCGCCAAACCAGGGCGCGUCCUGGCGAUGGUUGCGUGCGCCGAAGGUAUAGGUGUGCCCCAUGGCUCUGGAAUGUUCAGGCAAGCGCUGCAUGCUGUCUCAUACUUGAGCGAGGACAAGCUCGCUGCCAAAGUGGACUACUUGAAGAAGACAUUUAGGUGGUCAGAUACGGAGGUCCGCAUUGCUGUGUUCAAGAGGCCGGUUGUGCUGAGGAGGUCAAAGGACACGCUGCAGCGCAUGUCAGAGUUCCUUAUCUCUGAGGUGGGGUUGGAACCAGCACGCAUUGCUCACUUGCCGGUUAUGCUCGGUCUUAGCCUGGAGGGCCGGCUCAGGCCCCGGUACUAUGUUAUGAGGUUUCUUAGGGAAAAUGGAUUGCUCAAGCGCAACCAAAGCUACUAUACAAUUGUUAAAUGGACUGAGAAAGAGUUCUUGGACAAGUUCAUAUGCCCUCACAAGGACGCUGCACCAUACCUUGCUGAAGACUAUGCAAGCGCUUGCAGAGGGGAAGUGCCUGCGAGAUUCAUAUUUGCAUGAACCAAGAACAGGCUAUGAAAAUUGGUAACUGUGUGCGAAACAACAGAAUUUACACUCGUCGUAUUAAGCUGGUAAUUCAUGAUUAGGUGUUCUUCUCAUGAUUGAAGUUUGGUUUUGUCGUGGCCAAUGCUUGACGUAACUGAUAACUUGAUUUCUGCACCCCCAGUAUGUUGAUUUUGUCAUUUUGUAGAGAAGAAAGCUUGAUGUGAUUGAUCUA
Triticum aestivum (bread wheat) is the source of this 1443-nucleotide messenger RNA. RefSeq lists its product as uncharacterized. The record is from RefSeq and is a predicted model, not a curated record. Gene Ontology annotation, molecular function: double-stranded DNA binding. Bases 60 to 1226 code for a protein of 388 amino acids. Lineage: Eukaryota; Viridiplantae; Streptophyta; Magnoliopsida; Poales; Poaceae. The transcript has a single exon. Gene Ontology annotation, biological process: regulation of DNA-templated transcription.